CCAAAACAACCUUCUGCUCCACUCGCAUCCGGAUUUCCCGGGAAUCCAGAAGGUUCGCGCGAAAGGCCGAGAGCUCGAGCUCCCCGCCCCGGCACCACAUCCAACCCGAACCUUCCAGACCCCGCGCCUCCCCCGCCCUACGAUCCACAGCGCGGGUUUUUCACGAUCCGGAGCUCCUUGCCCGAGCAAACGACCCGACGCGCGGCGCGAUCGCGACCUCCGCCACAGCUGCAGCGAGAGCUAGCCAAUGGACGUGCUGAAGCGCGAGCUGCAGCGCAAGCGCCAGCUCCUCAACGCCGAUUUCGGCGGCCGCAGGGUCCUCCGCCGCGCCGAGAUCGAGGCCCGCGAGCUCCAGCGCAUCCGCGAGGCCGAGCGCCAGCUCCUCCUCCAAAAGCAGCUCAGGCAUUCCCGCCUGGCAGCGGUGUCCUCCCCUUCCUCGAGCUCCUCCUCGCCCACCUCCGCACCCGCCGACGCCGACGCGUCGCGGGCAGAGAGCGGGUCCGAGGAGUCGCUCCCGAGGGAGGAGGUCAUCCGACGCUUGCGCGUGCUGCGGCAGCCGGCCACGCUCUUUGGCGAGGACGACGUCGCGCGCCUCCGCCGCCUCCGGGACCUGAUCGAGGACCCCGCCGCGCUCGCCGACGUCGAUGAGGCGGAGAUCGGGGAGGGGCAGACCAACGACUUCCUCCGCGACAUCCAGGCGCUGCGUGCCAAGGCUGCGGCCGCGACGAAGCCCAAGGCGGCCGGCGUGGAGGCCCAGCGUGGGGAGGGCGACGACGGCGUACCGGGAGAUGUGCCGUUCGAGGAGCUCUGCGACGAGGACAAGAUCACCGCGUUCUUCAGGAGGCUGAUGGGCGAGUGGACUCAGGAGGUGGACGGUAUGCCGGAGGCGGAACGGCGGACGGCGAAAGGGAAGGCCGCGGUAGCCACCUGCAAGCAGUGCGCGCGAUACCUCGACCCGCUCUUCAAGCAGUGCAAGAAGAAGGCUCUCCCUCCUGAUAUCCGACAAGCAUUGCUGGAGGUGGUCAAGUGCUGUAUGAGACGAGACUACUUGUCCGCAGUGGACAACUAUAUCAAGCUAGCGAUAGGCAACUCGCCAUGGCCAAUUGGUGUGACCAUGGUUGGUAUUCAUGAGCGAUCGGCUCGCGAAAAGAUCUACACAAACAGCGUGGCUCACAUCAUGAAUGAUGAGACGACCAGAAAGUACCUGCAAUCUGUGAAGAGGCUCAUUACAUUCUGCCAGAGGAAGUACCCCACUGAUCCAUCAAGGUCGGUAGAGUUCAACAGCCUGGCAAAUGGCAGUGAUCUGCAGUCUCUCCUGGCGCAGCAAAACGCGAAGAAUUCAGAAGAAACGCUUCGGUUAGUGGCUGCGUCAUGACAAGGUUGGAUUAGAUUUGUGCUCGGAAUUCUGGGCAAGUUCGAUUCUUGUGGGAUUUGUGAUUCGAAUUAGUACUUAUUUGUAAGAACCUGAAUUGCAUGUCCGGCCGUUCUGCCUUGCUGGACCGUGGAACCUAAUCAAAACUGGAGCGUACUGAUUCUCUCUUAA
Molecule: messenger RNA, 1543 nt
Organism: Sorghum bicolor (sorghum)
Lineage: Eukaryota; Viridiplantae; Streptophyta; Magnoliopsida; Poales; Poaceae
Product: pre-mRNA-splicing factor 18
Exons: 2
Coding region: 248-1375 (375 amino acids)
Biological process (GO): generation of catalytic spliceosome for second transesterification step; RNA splicing
Cellular component (GO): U4/U6 x U5 tri-snRNP complex; U2-type post-spliceosomal complex; U5 snRNP
Source: RefSeq, a predicted model, not a curated record